AUGACGGCGUCUGCCUCGACGCAUGGGUGGCUGUACUCCCGCCGCAUAUGGGCCCUGAUCUUUGCCAUUGUUAUCGGUCUGGUUGUCGUCCUUCUCUCGCACAAUGGCCACCUGACCAAGCACAUGAAGCCGUUGAUGGACUUGCUGGAUGAUCCUAUUGAGCUGUUGAAGCUCGACAAGGUCGAGUUUGACUCGCUCUUCCCGAAAGAGCUGCAAGAACAGAUUGACAGUAUGCUCAGCCGGACCAAGAAAUGGUCAGAGACGCUGGACUUCAAGGUAGGCCGCAAUCUUGCUGCGCAGGGAGCCAAGCCGAAGCACCCUGUGGUGCUGAUUCCUGGUAUCAUCAGUACGGGUCUGGAAUCGUGGACUGUGUCCGACAGCAACAUUGCGUUUUUCCGUAAGCGUUUGUGGGGAUCCAUGUCCAUGCUUCGAAGUGCGCUCUUCGACCGUGACGAAUGGGUGCGUCAGCUCAUGCUGGACCCUGUGACGGGACUGGAUCCCGCUGGCGUUCGCGUUCGGGCUGCCAAAGGCUUGGAUGCCGCCAGCUAUUUUGCGGCAGGUUACUGGAUCUGGAGUAAGAUUAUUGAGAACUUGGCGGCUGUGGGCUACGAUAUCAACCAGAUCUAUCUGGCCAGCUACGACUGGCGACUGAGCACAAGUAAUCUGGAGGUGCGUGAUCACUACUUUUCGGAGCUCAAGUCGCGGCUGGAGCUCAAUCUGGAGGUGUACAAGGAAAAGACCGUCCUGGUCGCCCACAGCAUGGGCUCCAAUGUGGCCUUCUACUUUUUGAAGUGGGCCGAGUACCACCUUGGCGCCAAGUGGGUCGACAAGCAUGUGGAUUCGUUUGUGAACUUGUCUGGUCCGAUGCUAGGCGUGCCCAAAGCUAUGGCCGCCUUGAUGACGGGAGAGAUGCGCGACACUGUGCAGGUGCCUGCGAUGCUCUCCAGCUUGCUGGAGCGAUUCCUUAGCUCGCAAGAACGGGCUCAGCUCUUCCGUUCAUGGGCCGGCAGUGCGAGCUUGAUGCUUAAAGGUGGCGAUGUCAUCUGGGGCAAUCACGACAGUGCGCCUGACGACACGGCCAACGCCACGUCGACCCAUGGUGUGUUGAUGAAAUAUACGGAGCCAGCCGGCCGCAACUCGUCCAUGAUUGUUCGUGCUCUCUCGGUCGCCGAGUCGUACCCAUGGAUCCUAAUGCACACGCCGAAAGAGUUCCAGGAGAUGCUAUACUCGAACUACUCGUUUGGCUUUGAGCGUGAUCCCAAGAAGGUCAAGAAGAACAAUGCUAACCCUUCGAAGUGGACCAACCCGCUGGAAGUGGCGCUGCCCAAUGCACCUAACAUGAAAGUCUACUGUGUCUACGGCUGGAAUCAACCGACAGAGCGCUCCUACUGGAUGCGUGAGAUGCCGCCUGUGGAUUUGCAGGGCCAAUUUGACUCACAGAACUUUUCGUCGUCAAGCACGUUUGUGAACGGAACCAGCCCUGUGGUCCCGUCUAUGAGCCGCAUCGAUCCCUCUAUUCACUCCGAGAAGGCUGUGCCGAAAGUCAAUGCAGGCUGCGACUUGGGCGAGGGCGAUGGCACCGUGUCGAUUUUAUCGCUAGGCUCGAUGUGCGUCACUGGCUGGAAACAGAAGCGGUACAACCCAGCGAACAUCAAGGUGGUAACACACGAAGUUUUCCAUGUCCCAGAUGCGUUCGACCUGCGUGGCGGCGCUUCGUCCGGUGAUCACAUUGACAUUCUAGGCUCACACGACUUGAACGAAGUCGUGACUCGUGUCGCCUCCGGCAUGGGUGAUACCGUCGAGGAACGCAUUCUCUCACCUAUCCGUGAAUAUGCCAGCAAGAUUGAUUGGUAG
This is a messenger RNA of Malassezia pachydermatis, 1854 nucleotides long. Its product is annotated as phospholipid:diacylglycerol acyltransferase. Lineage: Eukaryota; Fungi; Basidiomycota; Malasseziomycetes; Malasseziales; Malasseziaceae. Gene Ontology annotation, cellular component: cytoplasm; perinuclear endoplasmic reticulum. Bases 1 to 1854 code for a protein of 617 amino acids. Gene Ontology annotation, molecular function: phospholipid:diacylglycerol acyltransferase activity. The record is from RefSeq and is a predicted model, not a curated record. The transcript has a single exon. Gene Ontology annotation, biological process: lipid storage; triglyceride biosynthetic process.